Molecule: messenger RNA, 6186 nt
Organism: Rhea pennata
Lineage: Eukaryota; Metazoa; Chordata; Aves; Rheiformes; Rheidae
Gene: TTBK2
Product: tau tubulin kinase 2
Exons: 16
Coding region: 163-4164 (1333 amino acids)
Biological process (GO): peptidyl-serine phosphorylation; signal transduction; cilium assembly
Cellular component (GO): cytoplasm; ciliary basal body; ciliary transition zone
Molecular function (GO): protein serine/threonine kinase activity; ATP binding
Source: RefSeq, a predicted model, not a curated record
AGCCCUGCCCCGCGGGCGGCCGGGGGCGCCGGGCUCCGCCGGGACUCGCCGCCGCCUCGGCCCGCUUCCAGCCUCUGGUUAAAUGGAAGCCACUCCUGGGAUCUGGAUGGUUUGUUCUGACGUAGACUUCGCAUAGCAGCUCCAUCGCGCCAGGAAGUUGCAAUGAGCGGAGGAGGGGAGCAGCCAGACAUCCUCAGUGUGGGAAUCUUGGUCAAAGAAAGAUGGAAGGUGUUGAGAAAAAUUGGAGGCGGAGGCUUUGGAGAAAUUUACGAUGCGCUGGACUUGCUCACCCGGGAAAACGUGGCGCUGAAGGUCGAGUCAGCCCAGCAGCCAAAGCAGGUUCUGAAAAUGGAAGUAGCUGUGUUGAAGAAAUUGCAAGGAAAAGAUCAUGUCUGUAGAUUCAUCGGAUGUGGAAGGAAUGACAGAUUUAACUAUGUGGUCAUGCAACUGCAGGGUCGGAACUUGGCAGACCUGCGUCGGAGCCAGUCUCGAGGAACAUUCACCAUCAGUACCACUCUGCGGCUUGGGAGGCAGAUUUUGGAAUCUAUUGAAAGCAUCCACUCAGUGGGGUUCCUACACAGAGACAUAAAGCCAUCCAACUUCGCCAUGGGACGUUUUCCUAGCACCUGCAGGAAGUGUUAUAUGCUGGAUUUUGGCUUGGCUCGGCAAUUUACCAACUCCUGUGGGGAUGUCAGACCACCACGAGCUGUUGCUGGUUUUCGAGGAACGGUACGGUAUGCAUCAAUCAAUGCUCACAGAAACAGAGAAAUGGGACGGCAUGAUGACCUCUGGUCCCUAUUUUACAUGUUGGUAGAGUUUGUGGUUGGACAACUGCCUUGGAGAAAAAUAAAAGAUAAGGAGCAAGUGGGAUCCAUUAAAGAAAGAUAUGAGCACAGGCUUAUGUUGAAACAUCUCCCUCAAGAAUUCAACAUCUUUCUGGAUCACAUUUCUAAUUUAGAUUACUUUACAAAACCUGAUUACCAGCUUCUCAUGUCUGUGUUUGACAACAGCAUGAAAACGUUUGGAGUUAUUGAAAGUGACCCUUUUGACUGGGAGAAGAGUGGAACUGAUGGCUCUCUGACAACAACAACAACUUCAACUACACCUCAGUUACACACUCGUCUUACUCCAGCUGCAAUUGGAAUUGCUAAUGCCACCCCCAUCCCAGGAGAUUUGCUGCGGGAAAACACAGAUGAAGUGUUUCCUGAUGAACAACUCAGUGAUGGAGAGAAUGGUAUUCCAGUUGGUGUCUCACCAGAGAAACUACCUGGGUCCCCUGGGCAUCAGCGUCCUCAGGAAAAAGAUGUCUGGGAAGAAAUGGAUGCAAACAGGAACAAAAUAAAACUAGGGAUCUGUAAGGCUGCUACAGAGGAGGAAAACAGCCAUGGGCCAGUGAAUGGGAUGCUUAAUGCACCGAGUCUCGGUUCUCCAAUUCGUGUCCGCUCAGAGACCACCCAGCUAGACAGAGAUGUCCCACUGGUGCGAAAGUUGCGUUCAAUUCACAGCUUUGAACUGGAGAAGCGUCUAACAUUGGAGUCAAAGCCAGACACUGAUAAAUUUCUUGAGACUUGUUUGGAGAAGAUGCAGAAAGACUUGAAUGCUGCAGCGGAGACUGCUGUUCCUGCUGUUCCUCCUCUUUCUCAGAAAAUACCUGUUCCUGCUCCGGUGACUGCCCGCAUGGACCAUGUUUGGCACUAUGAUGAAGAAUACCUUCCAGAUGCUUCAAAGCCUGUGUCAGCUAGUUCUCCAGAACAGGUUGAUGGUGGUGUUAGCAACGGAUUUGUAGCUGUCAACUUAAGCUCCUGCAGGCAGGAGGUUGAUUCUAAGGAAUGGGUGAUAAUAGAUAAGGAACGGGACUUGCAGGAUUUCAGGACAAAUGAGGCUUUAGGGCAUAAAAUGACCGGAAGUCCCUCAGAUGAAGAGCCUGAGGUGCUACAAGUUUUGGAGGAGUCCCCUCCAGAAGAGCAGCCCAGACAGGAUGGUUGGGCAGGAAACAGCAUCCAUACAAAGAACCAAACCUCAGGGGUGGAGUUAGUUCUAGCCAUGGAGAGUCAUCCAGCUGCUUCUGAUCGGCUUACCGAUAGAUUAGAACUUUUGGCCGGAGCUGCGGGACAGCUUCUUGCAGCCACCCCUACAAGUCCUGUGGAGGCUCAAGCAGAAGGAGCGCUCACUCCGCUCAACUCAUCUCAUAUGCUGCAUUUCUCCACUCCAAGAAUUUCAAGUCCCAUCCUCCGCACCAUGAGCCCUAUAGCCUAUCUGUCCAUCCACUCGGACCCUCUGAAAGAGGCUGGUUUCCCAAGGAGUCAGUCAGCUGAGAGCCACUCCUCCUCCUCCCGAUCAACUGGUCGUAGGCAACUUCCUGCCAUUCCCUGUGGCAACAGGUUUCCCCCUGUCAUUCGCAUCUCAAAAGCACAACUGCAGCAGAUAACAAUACCUAGACCUUCAGUGGCAUCCACACAGUCUGUGUCUGAGAGCUUUCAUUAUGGCCACCAGCUAGAGAAAAGAGACCGAGAUGCUCAGUCCAUGGAACACACUGUGGAACUUUCCUCUCCAAAGGAAAAUUUGCCAGGCUUGGUUGUGACAGAAGAUACACUUCCAACUAACACUAGCAGACCAGACUUGGUACUUCAUAUCAGCCAAGAGGUGCUUGAAAGGGAUAGACAUGUCAAAGAAUGUGUCAAACUCCUGGACUGUGGCCAAAAGGACCUGCCUGAACUACGUAGCAGGAAACAGGAAGAGAAAGAACUUGAAAACCUUCCUGUGGAAUCUGAGGAAGAAAGGCUUCCAGUGGUUUCUGAGGAUGCCAAUGAAAUGCUAAGCAAAGAACAAAAUUUUUCUUUGCCAGGAAACUCAAAAUCUGUGGAGGAAGAACUUCUAACUAAUACCGAAGCUGCUGAAAAAUCAAAGCCAAGGCAUCUCAACUUGGUGCCAAAUCAAGAUGAGCUUCUGAAGUCAAUAGCACCUGAAACACAAGAAGUUUCUCCCUCAAAACUUACCAAUUCACAUGCUAAUAGACAGGCAAGCAAAAAGGCACCAGGUCAGGAGAAUGGUUUUCAUGUUAAUAAGGAAGAAGUCCAUAUCCAAGACUUGCAAAGCCACCAGGUGGCCCUUACUACUUUUUUGCAGCAGGAGGACAAAAAAGAGAACAAUGCUCCCAGAAAUGGAGAGUUAUUCCACUGCAUUUCAGAGAAUGAGAAUUCUCGUCGAUAUAAAAAGGACUUAGUUAAAUCUCCUUUUGUGUUCAGGCAGAGCCGAAUCCCAGUUUUAGCACAAGAGAUAGACUCAACGUCAGAGUCCUCUUCUCCUGUUUCAGCAAAGGAAAAGCUUCUUCUAAAAAAGGCCCAUCAGACAGACUUGGUCAGACUGCUCGUGGAAAAGAGACAGCUCAAAUCUUUCCUUGGUGACCUCUCAAGUGCCUCUGACAAGUCACUGGAGGAAAAAAUGGCAGCUGCUCCAGUACCAUUUUCCGAGGAUGAUGUCUUAUCCUCAUUUUCCAGGUUAACACUGGACUCUCAUUUCAGCAAGCAGACAGAGGAUAGUUCGGUAUCUCCAAGCAGCCCUCAGUCCAGAAAGAGCAAGAUUCCAAGGCCGGUAUCCUGGGCUACUGCCGAUCAAGUCACCAGUUCAAGCUCAGCUCAGUUCUUUCCUCGGCCCCCACCAGGAAAACCACCUACUAGGCCUGGGGUAGAAGCUAGGUUACGCAGAUACAGAGUCCUAGGGAGUAGCAGCUCGGACUCGGAUCUUAUCUCGCGUCUGGCUCAAAUCCUACAGAACGGAUCUCAAAGACCGAGGAGUUCUACUCAGUGUAAGAGUCCAGGAUCUCCACAUAGCCCCAAAACACCACCCAAAAGCCCUGUCAUUCCCCGACGCAGUCCCAGUGCCUCCCCUAGGAGCUCUUCCUUACCCCGUACUGCCAGUUCUUCUCCGUCCCGGCCUGGGAGACCCCAUCAUGAUCAGAGGAGUUCAUCCCCACAUCUUGGGAGGAGUAAGUCACCUCCUAGCCAUUCAGGCUCCUCAUCUUCUAGGAGAUCCUGCCAACAGGAGCAUUGCUGCAGCAAACCAAGCAAGAAUGGUCUGAAAGGAUCCAGCAGUUCCUUCCACCAUUCCCCAAGCACUAAAACUCCCACGGGAAAGAGCAAAUCAGCCAGUAAGCUUAGCAGAUAGGAACUGGGCCUUGACGGUUGUAAAGCCUCCUCUUAAAUCCGAUGCAUGUUGUGUCUGUGUACUGUGUAUUGAAAAAAAAAUCAAAAAAGUUAAAAAAAAAAAAAAAAGUGUUGAAUCUGCACUUUCAAAAGAAAGUAAACAUCAUAAACUACUCAUGACAAAACAUACUCUGUAAACGAGCGGCCAGGCAUUGCCUAACAGGCAGCAAGCAGAUCGGGGGAGGUGAGCUAAAGGCCAGGGAAAGAAUGGCUAGCUAGAUGAAGAGGUGCAAUGUAUGUAAACUUAAAAAUAUUUCUAAGGUGAGUGUUUUAAAAGGGUAUUUAUUUCUAUGCUUUUAGUUUGCCUAGCUAGAAGAUUUGGCCUAAUUAUUUAAGGCCUGUCUCAAGGAGAAUGUAAGAAAACCUGAAACCAUUAUUUCCAAAAUGACACCACCACUGGGGAGAUAAGUACCGUUCAGGCAAGUAUUUGUACUUUUAAAUAAGCACAUGACUUGGAAGAUGAUGGUAUUUCUACCUUAUGAGUCUCUUCCGUUUUGAGCUGCACACAUCUCUUUGAGUUGCUCAGUGAUCAUCUUGUCCCAUAUCUGCCACAGCACAGAAUUCCUUCCAUAAAGAAGUAUCGUAUACCUUGUCCCUUCUUGAGAGUGAUCACAUUUUAAGAAUGAACGUUAACACUUGUCAAGAUGUUUUUAUAGUGAAGUUCUGUAGAACAUUUCUUUAGUACUAAUUAGGAUCCAAGAAGCUAAUUCCUAGCUCCAUCUCUCAUAUUUCCUUGGAAGUCAUAGUGGGAUUCUUCAACCAGAGUUCUGUAGAAUUUGGAAAAAGAAAUCUCAUUUGGGAGAUGAGAGAAAGAAGAUGUCUGCACUCUGAACACUGAAGAUGUUGCAGAUUUACAAUCAAUUGCAAUGUAUGUUAGAAGUUAGAAACAGGAAACAGAAAGUAUCUGUUUUUCCUUACCCAACUGCAAAAAGAUCCCUUGUUACUGCUGGCUAUGGUGAUUCCAUUAGUUAUGAACCACUUGAGCCAUUGAUCUUUUUUAUAAUGUCAAUAUCUUGCUAUUAAACCCAAGCUAACAAGCUGAAAAGAGCAGAGACAAUUACUAGCUUGGUUUUGCUUUUUAUUCAUUUAUAUACACGUGGAAGAGGAAACAUGCCUGUGUUCUCAGAGAUAAGGAGAGUGCCUAAAUUAUGAACUUGGUAGGUUGUAGGUAAAAACAAUAUACUCAAACCCUUACAGAAUCUAGGUAAGCAUAUUAGUCAUUAACAUAAAAUACAUAGAAAGUCUGAGCUAUUUUUGAUGUUGGAUUCUUGUCAUUUUUUUGCCCAAAAGAUUCUUUGAUAGCUAAUAGUCAUUUGAUAGUCAUUCUUUUGCCCAAAGGAUUCUUUGAUUAUCUGUCAGUAAAGUCCAUAGUGUCCAAUUUUUCCAUCUUUUUUUAGUAGCUGCUUAAUAAACUCUUGUGCUGUACAGGACCUCUGUAGGGAACCCUUUAGCUAUAGCACCCUUUGCUAUAUUCAGAAGAGAAGAGGGGGUCAGAAUAGUAACGCACAAGAAUGCAAGCCUGAAGAAGAUGCAGCCAGCUCUCCCUAGUUCUACCUGUCCUGGGGAGGCUGCUUGUGUAGGAGCCUUCUCAGUUACUGAUCUGCUUGCUGUAGUCACAUGCCUCUCCAGCCAGCAUCCGUGCUUUUUUAUUUAACCUCUGCCAAAUGAAUACCUUUGAAUUAAAAAGGGAAUAUUUUGUCUCUGAGCUAACAUGUUUUAAUGCUGCAUUAAAGCUGCCCUGGAGCUGCACUGAAUUUCACUUGCUCUUUCAGACUAUGUGGAUUUUUUUUCUUACUAUGAAUAUGUAUAUUGCUCCCCAUACGUAAUGUAGCACAGUGUGGAACCUUAAUUUCAUUCAGGUUUCAAGCACUACAGAGGAAUGCAAUAGGUAGGAUAUAUUUUCUUUUUUUCUGAAGAAACUGUACCAUUGGAAAGUCCUAUUCCUUUGUAUUAUACUGUAUAAUAGGUGCUAUACCAAUAAUUG